This is a messenger RNA of Solenopsis invicta (red fire ant), 6412 nucleotides long. RefSeq names its product putative fatty acyl-CoA reductase CG5065. The transcript has 11 exons. Gene Ontology annotation, biological process: long-chain fatty-acyl-CoA metabolic process. Gene Ontology annotation, cellular component: peroxisome. The record is from RefSeq and is a predicted model, not a curated record. NCBI's taxonomy places the organism in Eukaryota, Metazoa, Arthropoda, Insecta, Hymenoptera, Formicidae. Gene Ontology annotation, molecular function: alcohol-forming very long-chain fatty acyl-CoA reductase (NADP+) activity. The coding region runs from base 470 to 1996 and encodes 508 amino acids.
AUAAAGCUAACGUAUACUCGUCGAUGAUUUAAAUAAACGAACCGCAAUCGGUUUGUCGCGUCGCGAGUUUGUUCCGGAAGUGCCGUUUAAGUAAUAGGACUUAAUUAGUCCUCGGGCGCAAUUUUCGUGUACUUAAUCCGAGUGUUCCGCGAGUGCAACGAGACGAGGAGGCUCAACAACCCGGAUGUGAGAAGUGAUGGUCUGGGGAGGUGAGGAGAAGCAUCGAGCUCCAGCGGAGCAACUUUGAGUAUCAUCGCAAAUUUGUGGCUGAAUAACUCCGCUCCGUUGCGUAUCAGAUCUUAUCAUCAGACAUGACAAACCAACAAUCCAGAUGUUCUGAGAGGAGGAGGAGGUCUGGGAAAGGCGGGACUCAGCGGAGCAACUUUGGGUAUCAUCGCAGGUUUUGUGGCUGAUUAACUCCGCUCGUUGCGCAUCGGGUCGUUGUGUAGAGCUUGAAAUUGACACCAAAAUGGGUAUGACGAACGCACAAACCAAUUCGGAACGCGCACACGAUGAGGCUCACUCGAGAGGAAGUACGAUCGACGCAUUCUUCGCCGGGACGGUGAUCCUUUUAACCGGCGCUACGGGCUUCUUAGGGAAAGCCCUUCUGGAAAAGCUGCUGCGCUCGUGUCCCGUGGCCGCAAUUUUCGUUCUGAUCCGUCCGAAAAGAAACAAAUCCAUCGAGCAACGUUUCGAGGAGCUGCUGAAUGAUCCCGUUUUCGACAGGAUACGAUCAGAGUUUCCGGGCACCUUGAACAAGGUCUUCCCCGUGAAAGGCGACGUGGGCAUGCCGGAACUGGGACUCCAGCCCGCAGACAGGGAUAUGCUUUUACAGAGUGUCAAUAUUGUAUUUCAUAGCGCGGCCACCGUGCGUUUCAACGAGCCGCUGAAAAUCGCCGUUAAUCUGAACACGAUGGGCACCGAUCGUAUGUUGGACUUGUGCAGGCGCAUGACAAACCUGAUUAGCGUUAUCCAUGUCAGUACGGCGUACAGUAAUGCUGAUCGACGGGAGAUUGAGGAAUCGAUUUACAUUACGGAGGUCAAGCCGCAUACGGUGGUCGAUAUGUGCGAAAACUUGGACGACGAAACGUUAGGAAUAAUAGAGAAAAGAUUAAUCGGCGAUCAUCCGAAUACAUAUACGUUAACUAAAGGCUUAGCGGAGCAGAUCGUAAUGACUAAAGGAAGAGGUUUACCAAUUGCAAUUGUACGGCCAAGUAUAGUCUGUGCCGCAAACCAAGAACCUUUUCCAGGGUGGAUAGACAACGCUUGUGGUAUUACAGGUAUAAUGACGGAGAUUAGUAGAGGUACUGUUAGAAGUAUCGUGUGUGACGCAAAUUUAAUAGUAGACAUUGUACCUGUCGAUUUUGUGGUCAAUACGUUAAUCUGCGCAUCUUGGCAUAAUUUUGUGCAACGUACCGACACAAUAAAGAUUUAUAAUUGUACUAGCAGCACAGUGCAUCCUAUUACAUGGGGUGAAUUUGGAUAUCUUGUCAGAAAACACGCUAUAGAAGCUCCAUCGAAAUAUGUGAUGUGGUAUCCAGGUUUCACAUUUAGGACAAACAAAUUUAUUCACACUAUUAUUUCGGCUACAUUACACUUUUUACCUGCAUUCAUCGUAGAUCUUAUAUUAAGAGUCCAAGGCUGCGAACCCAUAAUGUUGAAGCUUACCAAGCGGUUCGAACGCGCCGCCAAAACCGGGGAAUUCUUCGCGACGAAUGAAUGGAAGUUUUAUACGGAUAACAUGACAAAACUAGUGAAAUUUGUAAGCACGCAGGAAAGCUGCAAAAGCUUCGACAUGAAUAUUAAAAAUAUGGAUUGGGAUAUGUAUUUACAUCAGUACAUGUUGGGAAUCCGGAAGUACAUCCUGAAAGACAGUUUGGACUCGUUAAAUAACGCUCGAAGACGAUUAGCGAAGUUGUACUGGAUGCACGAGUGCACCAAAAUACUCAGUAUUGGAUUCGCGUUAUUAGGAAUGAUCAAGUGCGCCGGUCGGUGAUGUCAUCGAGAGUCUCUGAAUCUGAAUCGCGAUCCGCACGAUCCAUGAAAUACCACACAAGUACUGUGAAAGGAAAUAUUACAAGAAGACGUGAGAUUCACGCUUCAAAGAUUAAAACUUGAAAACCUUGUCAAGUACUAAUACACUAACUAAAUUCAAUACUAUAACGGGAGGAAAAUUGUUUUGAAAAAUAUAUUGGAUGCAGAGAUUAAAAUCUGAAAACCUUGUCAAGUACUAAUACACUAAUUAAAUUCAAUAUUAUAACAGGAGGGAAAGUAUUUUGAGAAAUAUAUUGAACGCAGGGUGCUAUAAAUACAGUAUAACUUUCAUUUAAGAAACAUUUCUUUAUGCAUACUUUACAAUAUUAAAUUAACUUUGCAGAGCUGUUUCGACUUCCUAAUCGUAUAAGCAACACGUAAAAAACUACGUGUCCGUUUUCAACCGUAUAAUCAAUGUAUUCAAAGUCCGUCAAGUGAUAGAGUUAGAGACAAGGACUUGCAAAUGCUUCUUUGUAAAUUUGCAUCGAAACAUCUCUUCUGCCAAUAGAGUAUUCAUGUUGUCAUUAUUGCUUCAUUAAAGAAUAGUAAUAUUGUGAGCGAUUAGAUGCAAAAUAUUUUUGAUGGUACGUCAAGAAAAUGAAGGUCUGAAUUCCUUACCAAAUAAUCAACAAAUAUGUUUGUAUCUAGUUUAUUGCGAACUCUUAUGAUGUUAAAAUAUUAAGGUAAAUUCCCAAGCGCCCACAAACAUAUCGAGCUCAUCAUGUUACGCGCAUAUGCGCAUAUGCGAAUUAAAGUAAUAAAGAAUAAUAUAAUACGAAAAAAUUAAAGCUUUUAAAUAUAACGUUACUUGCGAAGACUGAAUCAAAAAUAAUAUAUUCUAAACUGAUAUAUUCAAAAAAACAGAGGACCUAUACUAUUGCCUUAUUAUCAAUAUCAGAACAAAAUUAUUUAUGCUAAUUCAGAGAUAUUAUAAUAAACAUGAUUAAAUUAAUAAAUUAUAUUUAUAUCAUUCUUAAGAACGGAUAAAUUUGUUCGUAAUGAGAAGGAAAAAGCAGAAUAUUUUUUAGAUUUUCAUGUAAAAAAUAAUUACCAUUUAUCUUUUUGUGAAACUGAAUGAGGAAUUAUAGAUAGAUAAUUAUGAUAGAGCAAUUGUAACAAAUUGUAACAAGAGCUGAUUACAGUUUUAGGGUAUUUAUCAAGGAAAAUCGAAAUAAUCUAAAAUUUUUAGGGAAUUUUUUUCUUACCCUUGAAAAUCAUGGAUUUUCAUAGAAUUUUAUUAAUAUUCAGAGAAAUGUUUGAAAUUUUAUUUUUAAAUUUUCUUUGUGUUGCUCUAUCUCUUUCGCGAUGGUUGAUUUUUUCUGCGAGGAUGGGACAGACGACAACUUUACCCCACUCGGCUGAUCGGAAUCAUGACCAUGAUAACACAAACGGACGUGAAAGACUCGACCGGAGGACCCUCCUCUGCCUCCAAUUUGUCGGCUUUGUUCGACAAGGAAUUUGUCUUGAAUGUGUCAAGGGUAAAUGCUCUAAGGUGAUCUACAAAUGAUCACUGCGACUGUGUCUCUAAAUUACUUUCCGCAAGUAAAUCUAAAGUCUCAAAUUGACUAAAAUCUCAAAUUGAGGCGGCCCUUCGAGUAUGUAGGGAGACGUCUGUUGAGUUAUCUACAGCUUAUUUAGGUCUCUUAGAUUCCAGCGCAUAGUCCUUUAACGCUGAUAUUAGCAUCAUUGUGAAAGACGUUCUGUCGGAGGCAUAGCGCUGUUGGUAAAUGCGGAUGUUCUGUCUCGCAGAUGCCAGGGAAUCUCACGGGUGCAGUAUGCGUCUGUGGCAGACUCCGGAUGUGCUGCGGGUGGCUUAUCUUCAGGCGUCUCAAGGACCACGAACAUCAUUGUUGUUCCAAACGACAACUCGGUGGUAACACUCGUUUCGUCGAAGGAUACAAGAGAAGCUCUGCAGAAAGCGAUAAAACCAUCCGAUUUCAACUGGAGAGUUAAAAGCUUAACACUUGCAAAGAAUAACGGUGUUCAUAUAAAAACUCUGUCUGUAGAUUUGCAGAAGAUGAAAGACUCAAUCGAACUAAAUCGAGCUGGACUCAAACUUUGAAGGAAAAUAAAGUCAAUUCUAGGAUUCUAAUUUAAGGCAUACCCUUUGAUUGACUUUGUUCCUACUUGAUAGACACAAGGCAGGUUCUGUGCGACCCUAUAACUCGUCAGCGAAACGGAGACGAAGGGAGACGUCAGCGAAAAGAGCAGUCAGAUCCGAGGUAUCACAAGAUUCUGUCCUCGGAUCUCUUCUUUUCGUUCUCUACUUGAAGGAUUUUAACUCAAUACCAUUGCAUCACAACUAUAAUUUUUAUGCGGACGAUUUGCUCAUUUAUUUGUGCACGGAACCUAAGUAUCUCCCUGAAGCAAUCCAUCUUGUGAAUGAAGACAUUAACAGAAUAACCAAUUGGGCAACCGCCAACAAGCUCGCUCUUAAUCCUAGCAAGACGAAGGCCAUGGGUAUCUCCAGAUUCAUCAGCGGAAUGAACUGAGAUGUGUUGCUUCGGAUCCAAAUCAACGAUUCAGUAAUUCCUUUUAGUGAUACUGUGCAAUACCUGGCAGCUCAUCUCUCCUGGGAGCAACAAGUCUUUAAAACGUCAGCCAAAUCGUAUACAUCACUCCACCAACUUAAACUCUGUAAACAUUUAUUACUGCCUCUUCUGAGACAACGGCUUGUUUCGACUUUGAUUGCUUCUCCUAUUCGAUUAUUGUUGUAAUUGCUCUCAUUGACAUCUCUGGUGGGCAUAAUCUUCAUCAAUAAAGAUCCUUGAACUCCUGUGUUUGGUUCAUCUUUCAGAUGAGACAUGAGCAAAUCACUUCCUUUUACAAGAGAUUAGAGUGGCUGAAAAUAAAAGCUAUAAGUUUGGAUUUUAUUGUCUGUCUGGCCCUUUUUCUCCUGCACAAAUAAAAUCCAAAAUAACAUCUUUUCCAAAUUUGUGGGCAGGGGUGAUUGGUCUUUGCGGGAUACGAGGACAUCUAACAACUCUUUAGUUAUGCUGCAGUGUCGCAUUGUAUUUUAUGGGAAUUCUUUUGAGUGCUUCGCCGUAGAAUUGUGGAAUAGCUUCCUUGCCGAAUUGCGUCUCGCGCCUUCCCUCGACACAUUCAAAUGGUCUUACAUCUUUUAUGCAGAAAUGAAUGAUACUUGCAUAUUAUGUCUAUUUUGUAUACUCCUAAGCAUUUUUAGACUUAAUUGUAUCAAAUACUGUGAAAAACUUCGUAUAGAAGUUCAACGCUUGAGGGGACGUAGUAGUCCCAGAACGUUUAAUAAAUGGCGAUUUCUCUUUUUCUUUCUUUCUCUCUCUGUCUCUCUCUCUCUCUCUCUCUCUCUCUCUCUCUUUCUGGCAAAAUUUUUUAAUCAUUUUUUUUUUUAAUAUCAAUAAUCGAUUAGUAAUAAAUGUGGUAUACACACUCAUGUGCAUUUAGAAACAUUCUUAUGUGAAUUAAAAAUUUUUAUAAAAAAAUCAAUGGCAAUAGAAGACAAUAUAUUAUUCUAAAUUAAUGUGAUGUGUUCAACUUUAUUUUUUUUAACUUUUUAUUUAACUUUUUGAAUUCUAUAUUUUUAGUGAAUUAGAUCCGUGUAUUGCGAACAGAUCGUUGUAUACGAUUUAGUUUAUGUUAUUUUUUCUUAAUAUUUUGUCAAAUUUAAUAUUUAAAAUUUAAAUGGUUUUUUUAUGAUUGUAUGAUUAAGGAUUGAAAAGCGCAUCUAAAAUAAUUCUGUUUCAAAGCUGCAUUAAAAAAUUCUGUAAUUUUACCUGAAAUAAAACUUCUGGAAAAUCUAGGAAUUCUCAGAGAAUUCUUUUAUAAAAUUGAAACAAACGUCUUGAGUUAUAGUGAAUUUAUUACGCUGACAAAAUAGUCCAGGGACUAAGCAAAUUCUCUUGAAAAGUACCGUGACAUACGUUAUAUUUAUAUUAUGGUGAAUAAAUAUCAAUAUAUUCGCAUAUAUGUAUAUAUUUGUGGUUUGAUUUCUAUGUAGAACAUUAAUGUACAACUUUUUUUUUUAAAAAGAGAAGUGUCUUUCGUAAUAUGUAGUUUAUACAUAUUUGCUACUUUUUCAUUUUUAUUUGUGACUUGUAACAAAAAUACGUAUUACGUUAGUAGACAAAUUAUUGUUGAAUAAAAAGAAACUAUUCAUGCGCAAAAUGUGGGAUCGACAUCAUGAUUUUUUUAUUCUCAAGAAUAUUUAACGCGUGUCAAGCGAGUACUUAAAUUACUUUCUUUGCGUGUCAUAAGUAAGCAUAGAUAAACUAAUGGAAUACGUUUUAUUAAGCAAUGUCAUAACUAUGUUUUUAUAUACAUUAAUGUGUAUAUUGUAUACUGUUAUCAUGUUUCAAACUUGUACAAGACUUGUAAUUACAUAAGCCAUAUUUAUAAUUAA